CAUUUAAUGCUUAAAUCCCCGCUUCCCUUCCUGUUUGUGCUCCCAGAUGAAGCUCCUGGCGCUCUCCCUCUUCGCCUUGUGCUCCGUGGCCCGCUGUGAGGACGGCGCCCGGCUCUUGGCCUCCAAGGCCCUCCUGAACCGCUACGCGGUGGAGGGCAAGGACCUGACCCUGCAGUACAACAUCUACAACGUGGGCUCCAGUGCAGCGUUAGAUGUGGAGCUCUCGGAUGAUUCCUUCCCUCCGGAAGAUUUUGGCAUCGUCUCUGGAAUGCUCAACGUCAAGUGGGACAGGAUCGCUCCAGCCAGCAACGUGUCCCACACCGUGGUGCUGCGGCCUCUCAAAGCCGGCUACUUCAACUUCACCUCGGCCACCAUCACCUACCUGGCACAGGAGGGGGGCCAGGUUGUGGUUGGUUUCACCAGUGCUCCGGGGCAGGGAGGGAUCCUGGCGCAACGGGAGUUCGACAGGAGGUUCUCCCCACACUUUCUGGAUUGGGCAGCUUUUGGUGUGAUGACCCUGCCCUCCAUUGGCAUCCCACUGCUGCUGUGGUAUUCCAGCAAGAGGAAGUACGACACCCCCAAAACCAAGAAGAACUGAGCCAAGCCGAUGCCACCAGCACCCAUUGGGAUCCGGGCUGGAGCAGCUCCACCUUCCACAGGGUGAGGUGGUGUCUUCCCCAUCCCAAGCCCAAAUCCGAUGUGGAAUCUCGAGGUCCCACCUUCAACAGUGAAACCUCGGUGGGAAGCAGAGCUGGAGCUGUUGAUGCUCCUCAAGGUGGGAUGCAAAGAGGUCUCCGUGUAUCCCGGUUGUGCUUCCGUGAGCGAUGGAUUGGGGGGCUCGGCUCUUCCUGGUGGCUUGGAUGGGUUGGGGUGGGGUUUGGUACCAAGGAUUUUGUAAUAAAAUGAAUAUGAAUGGAA
Molecule: messenger RNA, 918 nt
Organism: Pezoporus occidentalis (night parrot)
Lineage: Eukaryota; Metazoa; Chordata; Aves; Psittaciformes; Psittacidae
Gene: SSR2
Product: signal sequence receptor subunit 2
Exons: 5
Coding region: 47-598 (183 amino acids)
Cellular component (GO): membrane; endoplasmic reticulum
Source: RefSeq, a predicted model, not a curated record